AAAACUCAAAGUGUACACUUGAAAUAAUGUCGGUGUAGCCUAUAAAGUGUUUUAAAAUUAUCAUUGUGUUUAAAUGGAUAUGUAAUUUUUCCCCUUUUUUUCAACCUUGAUUUCAAUUAAUACUUUGAAUUUGAUGUUCGUUAGUGGGAGUAAUAUACAACGGCAUUCCUAAUUUUAAAAAUAUGGCUGCCGUACCAAGUAUAGGAAGGAGACGAUAAUAAUUCCUUUUGUAAUUCUAGUGAUUGUCUUUGUUUAAAAGUUAAUUUUAUAUUGCCCAGACUCCAGCAUCACUUCACCUGACCAAUAGGGAAAAGAAUUAGGAUUAACACUUUUCACUAUGGAUGGGGGUGAAAGUGUUCGGUCUGUCAGAAGUGAGAGAUCAGAGCGAUCACAUAGAAGUCAUGGAAGUCAUCAUGGGAAUGGUGGCCACAGGCAUCAAGCUAGGCCACAGAUUCCUUCACGUCCUGGUAGUAAUAGGGCAAUAUCAAGAGGUCAGAGCCAUGACACUGACAGAGAUGAUCGUUCAGUGACAAUAAAGACUCCUGGUCAAGAGAUGGACAUGGACAGGGGAGAAGAGAGAAUUGAAGUUCAGGUGAUUCCCCAAGAUGACAACUGGGGCGACAACACUACAGCUAUCACAGGCAAUACAAGUGAGACUGGUUUCUCUAUGGAGGACUUGAACAAGUUUGUCAUCAAGGACUCAGAUAGUCAGGCUGGUAUCAACUGUGCAAGAUAUGUGGGCACUGCAUUAACUGUUGGUCUGAGUGUGAUAGCAUUCUUAUCUCCCAUUGCCAUGCUGUUGCUGCCAAAGCUGGAUGUUGUUCAACUGGAUGAUAUGCUUUGUAAGCCAGCCUGCGAGGGACUUCUCAUUAGUUUUGCUUUCAAGCUUUUGGUGCUGUUGGUUGGAGCUAUUGCGCUAUUCUUUAGGAAGCCUAGAGCUACAAUGCCCAGAGUGUUUGUCUUUAGAGCUGUAGUCCUGUUCUUAGUCUUUGUCUUGACUUUUGCUUUCUGGUUGUUUUACGGAGUCAGGAUAUUUAAAGAAAAACAAGGAACAUAUGAGGGUAUUGUUCAGUUUGCUCUAAGUCUUGUGGACAGUCUUUUGUUUGUCCACUACAUAGCCAUCAUUUUGCUAGAGAUCCGCCACUUGCAACCCCAGUUUGCCAUCCGUGUGGUGAGAUCCCCUGAUGGUGAAGCCCGGGUCUAUAGUGUUGGAGUGUUGAGUAUCCAGAGGGCAGCUGUUCAUAUAUUGGAGAAUUAUUAUAGAGAUUUUGAUACCUACAAUCCCUAUCUAGAGAAUGUCACCAAGAAACACAGUAAACACUCCAGCACAGCUUUUAAAGUGUAUGACAUCGAUGGCAAUGCUCAGAACCAACCUGGCCAACAAGGACGCAACAGGCCAGUGUUUCCUGCUCAAAACCGCCGGAGAGAGGCGGGGCACAAUGACAGGUUCUAUGAUGAGCAGGAGUAUGAGAGGCGUGUCCGUAAGAGAAGAGCUAGACUCCUGGUGGCUACAGAGGAGGCUUUCACUCACAUCAAACGUUUACAUGAUGAACAGAGUCCUGCAAUACCCAUGGAUCCUAAUGAGGCAGCAGCUGCUGUUUUUCCAUCUUUGGCCAGAGCCUUGCAGAAGUACUUGAGGGUCACACGACAGCAACCUAGAUACACCAUGGAUGCUGUCCUGAGCCACCUUGCUUGCUGCAUUUCACAUGAUAUGAGCCCGCGAGCAUUUGUAUCACAGUACCUGACACAAGGGGCUGUGGUUUGUGGCAAUGAGCAAGAGGUUAAGAGCACAGAGAGAUGGGUACUGGUCUGCGAACAGUUGCUGACCAGAGAGCUGGACAAUAGGAUGGUGUUUCAGCUCAAGAAGGGUCCAGUGUCAUUGCUCUGCACUGUCACCAAAAUCCCACAUUUCAGUCUGACAGAGGAGAUGCUUCAUCCAAAAUCAAACAAAUUUGUCUUGAGAUUAAAUUCUGAGACUUCUGUAUGAUCCAUUGACAGUGUUUUCUGAAAAGUUUGUGCAGUUUUUGCUAAAAAAAAAAACAAAAAUAAAAAUCUGACUUAAUGACUGCCUAUUGGCUGGUCAAAACUGUUGGUUGUGAUUCAUCUGGUCAUUGCCUGACCUUCUCAUCACAUAACAUUGAAAUCAUGUGUCAUGUUUUAUCUCAACAUUGACUGCACCUGUCAUCAUGUAGGAGCUUAACCGAAUCCUUCAAUUAUUAACAGUGUAAAUAAAAACAUACUGUGGAGUUAUUGUGUCAGUUACAAAUAGUCACACUCAUCUGGAGAAACAAAAAGCAUUUCAUGUUUUUUUGUUGAAUUUUUUUUAAAGUGUCAACAUUAGAUAACCUUUUGUUUUUCUUUUAAUUAAGAUAUUUUACUUUUUUGUCAUUACAGAUCUUAAAAAAAAAGUUGCUUGGAGAUUUAAAUGUUACUUUAUUGUUACUUGAAGCCAUAUAUCUUUUAAGAAUGUAGCAGUUAAAAUACAAAUGCUGCGUAGUAGAAAUACAGUGUGUGGACCUGGCCCAGUCAAGUUUUAAUUUUUGUAGCAGAUAUAAUGUAUACAUAAGGAGGAUUGUUUUCUAUCAACAUAAUUUUUUUUAUGGUUGUUUUAAGUUGAUGGAAAUCUGACUCUUUUGAUCACAUAUUUGAUAAUGUCUACUUAAAAUAUUGUAUGACCUUUAUGAUGUGUGAAAUGCUGUCAAAUAGCGCAUUACAAAUUGCUGUCCAACUUAACCAGCUGGGAUUACACGACCUUUGCAACAGUGAGCAUUGCCGUCUGUGAUCACUGUCCAGGAUUAUUUGGGUUUCCCAAAAGACUUGUGUAGAUAAUGUGAGCGUUGGUGCAUUCAGAAUGGCAAGUUAGUGAAAUUGUGCACCUUUUUGUGGCAGAUUAUUUGCUGGAAUGUUUGAAUCUGUAAUUCUGUUCAUUGUUCUAGGAAAGUAGCUGUUGUGCUCGGGAUCCAGCCAUUAGUCUCAUAGAGGAUUUAUUAAUAUGUAAUGCAAUGUGAAAGAUAUUUUAAUGGAAUGAUAGUGAAGGGAUGGGACAGGUUUGAAAGCAAUAGCAAAGAUAGUGUUUACUCAAUCCAAUCUUCCAACAAGUGUAGCCAUUAUUUAUCAACCACAUUUCUCAGAAUGCUAUGCACAUACUAUAUAUAUUAUAUAUGUAAACAUAGACCUAUUUAUUGAUAACAUACCAGGUGUGAGUUGAGUCUUAACUUUUGUAAGGAUCUGAUUUUUUGUUUGCUUAUAUGAUGCUGUUUUUAUACAUGAUCUUUUGAUAGGAAGUACAAAUCUCUGCUCUGUCUCAUUUUGAAGAUAAAACCUUUCCAGGCUCAGGGGCUCUGUUGUUGAAUUUGUCAAGCAUUGAACAUCAAAAGUAAACAUUAAGAUCAACUUGUGGUGUCAACUCAUCAUUUUUUCAUGUCAGUUCUCUGUGACUCGAAGUCCCCACCACUACUCAUGUAGAUUUAAUUUAUAUAUUUUCAUUGCUGUGUGCAAUUUAUUGAACUAUUUUUUUAAUAUCAGAUUUUUUAACAACCUAUUUGUAGUUUUUUUUUUAAUUUGUACUCUUUUGUUUUGAUACAAAUUUGCCUUCAUUGUCAAGCAAAACAUUUUGUUUGCACCUUUAAAGUUUUAGUUGCAAAAUGAAAUAUUUUCAAAUGACAUACAGCCUUCCAUUAGCCAUAGAGUGUGUAAUGUGUGGUAAUCCUCUACUUAAGAAGCUUUAAAUCAUUGAGUGUAAAUGUUGAUGAGGGGGAUUGACUGUGAACCCACUAACACAACUUUACAUGUAGUCAUCAUUAUUAGUAGUUCAACAUAGCUAUUUGUAUUUCCAUGUACAUAAAGUUUUGUAAAGGAUGUAAAAACUAGACAGUAUGAGAUCUGAUACAGGCAUAAAUCCACACGUUCUAAAAUCUUUUUUGCUCUUUGUUAUUUACCUUGUCUAUUACAAUUAAAACAAAGAAAUGGUUGUGUCCAUUACACCAGUUUUUUAUAUAAAGUAAGAGAUGGUUGUGACCCUUGGUUACCAUCUAUUUAUUUUAACUUGUUUGUUGGCUGGUUGAUUUUUAUAUACAUUUUGAUGGGACAUAUGUUAGUGUGUUGUUGACAUUGUUUCUGCAUCAGUGAAUGACAUUAAUGUCAUUGAUGUUGUGUACCACCACCACCACCACCCUUUUUUUAAAAUAUAAUAUGGCAAUAAUAAAUUUAGUGUUUUUUUUUUUUAUACUUUACAAAGGGUGUUAUUGUUUUUCAGUCCCAACUUAUUUGAUCAUUGUUAUUAAACACACACUUAAACAGUGUAAUGUAUUUGUCUGAGAUUUCAACAUUCUGAUUAUCUCCCUUGAAGAAUCAAAUAAUUUUUGCUAUUGAUUUUGUUUACCAGUAUAUUAUUAUUAUUAUUUUUUUUAAUGAAAUAAUUUUAAUUUUAUUAGGACUGAAGUUAAUGUUGUUUUUGUUUUUUUUUGCUUGUAAUUUUCUAAAAUGUGUAUGUUUUUUUGUGUUCAAAACCUAAUUUGUCUGCUAUAUUUUGUGUGCAUAAAAGAUUUGUGUGUGUGUGUGUAGACUUCCGUUCAUUGUCAAGAUUGUUCAGAUGUAACUUGUUCUUAGUGUGUAAUGAUUAGCUGAGGGGGAGACCUAGUUGAUAUUACGAGGGGAAGUAUUGUCAAUGUGGUGAAAACAGUGUCCUGGCUGCCGACUUUGUGACUUAGCAGGGGGAAGCUAUGUCAUAGUUGGGAUACCACAGCUGAUUUGGUAGAUAUUGUUUAUUCCAAGUUUGAAGAAAGUUUAGGUCUAUGAAAGAACAGUCCAAGCCAUUGUCUGCCAUAUAACACUAGUCUGGUGGUAAGCUUCAUUGGGGGUAAUAAAUGUUGGGACCAAUACAUGUGAUGCUCAGAUGUUUUCAGAAGAGGAUAUUAGCUGUAAGAUUUGGAAUUUAGUAAACAGUGCUUUUGUCAGUGGCAUAUGUCCAGUCCUAUUUCAGUUAUUUUUUUAGUUGUAUCAUACUGUAGAGUUCUGUUGUAAUCAUAUCCAAUGCUGUAACAUCUCAUUAUGUGUAUAAAUAUGUACAUAUCUUUAUGUUUCAUUGUUUAAGUUGGAAUACUAAUUGAUAUGCCUGAGUUGUGAUCUGUUCACGUGUGUACGGGAGAUAGUGGGCAUCAGGUGACCAGUGUCUGUGAGGCCUGUUGUAGAUUCAUGAAUGUAUUCUUAGCUUAUGAACUGUGUGGAUGUGAUUGGACAAUGACCUCUAAAUGACCAGUGUCCACCUAAUUCAGCUGUAUAAAUAUUUACAAAAUGAGAAGACAUGAAUGUAUACAACAAACUGUUUCAUUAAAACUGAUUGAAAUAGUG
This is a messenger RNA of Biomphalaria glabrata, 5349 nucleotides long. Its product is annotated as vang-like protein 2-B. The transcript is spliced from 10 exons. Gene Ontology annotation, cellular component: plasma membrane. Lineage: Eukaryota; Metazoa; Mollusca; Gastropoda; Planorbidae. Bases 338 to 1987 code for a protein of 549 amino acids. Gene Ontology annotation, biological process: establishment of planar polarity; Wnt signaling pathway, planar cell polarity pathway; multicellular organism development. The record is from RefSeq and is a predicted model, not a curated record.